AUGACAAAGCGACCACCGUCGCGGGUGUGGUGCGUACAAGGUACCCCCGCCCCACACCGAAAUCCGUGUGGUCGCCUGUGGGCCACCUCACAGAGCAACCUCGACCCCAGCGUUAGGAAGAGCCCAACAAACGCUACGGCCUUCGACGUUACCGAGCCCGCGUCCAAGACUCCGAACUUGACUCCCGUGGUCCGGCAAGAGGUGAUGGUAGACCCUCCCACGUCUCGCGAGCUGAAGUACGAGUGCAUCAGCGAAUCACCGGCAUACAAAGGGUGGAGGAGUAUUCUCCGACGGAGAAUCCGGGGGCCGCAGGGCAAGAUUCGAUCGUAUGACGUCAUCACCCAGGAGCACCCGUCCGUUCUCGUCUUCACAUGGGAUACUCAGACCAAUACGACGACGAUAUUAAAGGAGUAUUACCCGGGGAUGAACCGCCUCAUGUACGGCGUCGUGGGCGGCAACUACGAGGCGGAUAAGCACACGUCGGCGUUACAGGCCGCCGCCUGCGAGCUGGAGGAGGAGGCGCAUCUCCACGAGGGCACAUGGUACGCCCUGAUGAAGGACGAGAGGACGGUGGCCGGGGCGGGCAAGUACUCGACGCAGGUAUUCUACUCGUACCUCGUCGUCGACCCCGUGGUGAAGGGCACGCCGAGAGGGCUCGACGACGGGGAGUUCAUCGAGUACAUCCGAGGCGUUUCCCUGGAAGAGGUGCGCGCGAUGAUCCACUCGGGGGACAUGAGCGUAACUUCCGGGUUUGCGGCUCUCAUGGCCAUCGAGAAGCUGCGGGAGCUGGGACACAUUAUGUGA
Messenger RNA from Ectocarpus siliculosus, 804 nucleotides. The record is from the annotation of a GenBank genome assembly. NCBI's taxonomy places the organism in Eukaryota, Phaeophyceae, Ectocarpales, Ectocarpaceae.